Abrus precatorius (Indian licorice) is the source of this 2100-nucleotide messenger RNA. Its product is annotated as probable glutamate carboxypeptidase AMP1. The transcript has 10 exons. Lineage: Eukaryota; Viridiplantae; Streptophyta; Magnoliopsida; Fabales; Fabaceae. The coding region runs from base 1 to 2100 and encodes 699 amino acids. The record is from RefSeq and is a predicted model, not a curated record. Gene Ontology annotation, molecular function: carboxypeptidase activity.
AUGAUUCAGUUUCUAGCAAAACCCGUUACGUUAUUCGCCGCGAAACCUUCUCCGUUGGCCACUUUUGCAGCGGUUAUCGUCCUCUGCAUUCUGGGUUUCUAUUCCCUGCAUUUUCCUUACCCUUUUACCACUUCCAACAACGCCUCGCGCUUCCGCCACGUGUUCCUGUCUUCCUCGUCCAACUCCACCAUAUCUAACUACCUCCGCGCCCUCACCAUGCACCCUCACCUCGCAGGAACGAAACCCGCUUCUCUAACUGCACGCUACGUUCUCAACCACUUCAACAACCUAGGACUCCGAACCCUAACUGCCAACCACACCGCUCUCCUCUCCUACCCCGUGCGCUCUUCCCUCACCGCGCAUUUUAGCGACGGCACCAGCACUGAGUUUCGCCUCGCCGAACCGGGCGGCGAAGACGUCGUUCCGCCCUACCACGCGUACUCGCCGUCGGGUUCGGCGUGGGCGUUGGCGGUGUUCGUAAACUACGGCAGGGAGGAGGACUACCGUGCGCUGGCGGCGGCCGGGGUGGAGGUGGGAGGGUGCGUGGCGGUGGCGAGGGGCGGCGGAGGGAUGGCGCGGGGGGCGGUGGUGGAGGUGGCGGAGAGGUUUGGGGCUGUGGCGGUGUUAGUGUUCGGCGAUGGUAACACGUGGCGCGAGGGGUUUGAGCGGGGACACGUGAUGAGAGGGGGAAUAGGGGAUCCACUGAGUCCAGGGUGGGGUGGGGUUCAUGGCGGCGAGAGUUUGGGUUUGGAAGAUAGUGAGGUUUUAAAAAGGUUUCCUAAAAUUCCAUCCAUGCCCUUGUCUUUUGCAGCCGCUGAGAGGAUAUUGUCCUCUCUUGGUGGCUCUCCUCUGCCCUUGGAUUGGAGGGCUACCCUAAAGUCCUCCAAGGUUAGGAAUGUUGGUCCUGGUCCCACACUCCUCAACUUUACUUAUCAGGGAGAAAAAAAGGUGGCUACCAUUGAAAAUGUUUUUGCCAUUAUAAAGGGACUGGAGGAACCUGAUCGCUAUGUUCUGCUUGGGAACCAUAGGGAUGCAUGGACAUAUGGUGCUGUUGAUCCCAACAGUGGGACAGCUGCACUACUUGACAUUGCUCGUAGAUAUUCAAUUCUAUUGCGUUUGGGGUGGUCUCCACGUAGGACAAUCAUUCUAUGCAGUUGGGAUGCAGAGGAAUUUGGAAUGAUUGGAUCCACCGAAUGGGUUGAACAAAACCUUGUUAAUCUUGGUUCCAAAGCUGUAGCAUACCUUAAUGUAGACUGUGCUGUUCAAGGGCCUGGUUUCUUUGCUGGUUCAACUCCUCAGCUAGACAAUCUCCUUCUUCAGGUCACAAAGAAGAUCAAGGAUCCUGACUCUCUGGGUACAACAAUAUAUGAGAAUUGGGUGGCUGUUGGUGGAAACUCUAAUAUUCAAAGACUUAGUAGAGUUGAUUCUGAUUUUGCUCCAUUUUUGCAACAUGCGGGGGUUCCAUCAAUUGAUAUAUAUUAUGGAAAAGAUUUUCCUGUCUAUCACACUGCUUUCGACUCCUAUAGCUGGAUGACAGUGUCUGGAGAUCCAUUCUUUCAGCGUCAUGUGGCUGUUGCCGGAAUAUGGGGUCUUCUAGCCCUUCACCUUGCUGAUGAUUCCAUUAUACCUUUCAAUUAUCUUUCGUAUGCGGAUCAGUUAAAGGUGUACAAUAACAUAUUGAGGAACUUGUUAGACAAGGGGAUUUCUUUACAUCCACUAAAUACAUCGAUUGAAGAAUUUGCUUCUGCUGCCAAAGAUGCUAAUGAUGAAUCAAAGAAGCUGAGAUUGCAAGAAACUUCAGGUCUUUUAGUAGAUAUGAAAAUGCGAGGAUUGAAUGAUAGACUAAUGCUUGCAGAAAAAGGCUUCUUGGAUGGGGAUGGACUUCGAGGAAGGCAGUGGUUCAAGCAUCUUGUUUUUGGGCCUCCUAGCGACCAUGAAAGCAAGUUGGAUUUCUUCCCUGGAAUUGCUGACUCUAUGUCUAGGACGAUUAAAAUGAGUGAAAAAGAAAGGUUAGCAGCAAUUCAGCAUGAGAUCUGGAGAGUUGCAAGGGCCAUUCAAAGAGCUGCUUCAGCACUAAGAGGGGAAUUGACCAAAAACUAG